Molecule: messenger RNA, 2050 nt
Organism: Ascoidea rubescens DSM 1968
Lineage: Eukaryota; Fungi; Ascomycota; Saccharomycetes; Ascoideales; Ascoideaceae
Exons: 1
Coding region: 83-1693 (536 amino acids)
Biological process (GO): amino acid transmembrane transport
Cellular component (GO): membrane
Molecular function (GO): amino acid transmembrane transporter activity
Source: RefSeq, a predicted model, not a curated record
UUUUUUUCUUACUUCUUCCUCUUUCUGAAUUCUUUUUUUUUUGCUUUUUUUUGUUUUCUUUUGAAUAUUUUAUUAUUCAAUUAUGACCCUAGAUAAUACAGAAGAUAAUAAACUCAAAGAAUGUGAGCCCAAUUGCGACGGUCUUGAUCAAAAUAAUGAGCCUGUCGAAUCAACUAAGGAUUCAAGAGAGACGUUUGAUCCCAAAACAGGCGUGAAAAGGGCCUUGAAGACUCGCCAUAUAUCAAUGAUGGCUGUUGCUGGAAUAAUAGGACCUGGAACAAUUGUGGGUUUUGGAAAUGCUCUUCGUUCUGGUGGCCCUGUUGGUUUGAUUGCCGGUUUUACCAUUGUAGGUAUCUUAGUGAUGACAAUGAUGUUCAGUAUUGGCGAACUAAAUACAAUGUUUGAUUUCAAUUUUAAUGUUCAUGCUUCAAGAUGGGUAGACCCUGCUUUUGGUGCUACAGUUGGUUGGUACUAUGUUAUACUAUGGAUUUGCAAUAUCAUAGCUGAGUAUGUCUCUCUUUGUUCCAUUUGCACGUAUUUCUCUGAUCGAGUGCCCAUAUAUGGAUGGUUUUUAAUAUUCUGGUUUAUUUUCACCAUCUACCAAGAAUUGGGUGUGGGUGUAUUUGGUGAAGCUGAGUAUAUUUUGGCUGUCAUAAAAUUGCUCUUUUUAACUGGCUUUUAUAUUUUUGCCAUAAUUUUUGCAUCAAAUGGUAUCCCUAAUCACUCAACUGGAAACCCUUUCAAAAACUACCCUUUAGCAGAUGGGUUCAAAGGUAUUGCAAACUCUUUUGUUUACGCUGGUAUCUUUUAUUCUGGCAUUGAAAGCAUCAGCUUGACCACUGCUGAGUCCCAAAACCCCCAAAGGGCAAUCCCCCUAGCUGUUCGACAAACUGUUUUCAGAAUUUUAUAUGUUUACUACGGUUUGUCCAUAGCCUAUGGUCUCACUGUUCCUUAUAACCAUGAAAUGCUUUCCUCCUCUAAUAGAACAAUGAAGUCUCCAAUGACAAUUGCCUUUAUGGAAGCAGGCUGGGACAAAGCAGGCUAUUACGUUUCUGCUGUGGUGCUAAUUACCUGUUUCUCGUCCAUCAACUCUGCUAUUUAUAUUGCCAGUCGUUCGCUAUAUAACCUAGCAUACGAAGGUUGUGCUCCAAAAAUCUUUAAAAAGCACGAUAGACGUGGAGUACCAUAUGUUGCGAUCCACACUGUUCAUAUCUUUGGGUUUUUGUGUUUACUAACUAUUGAUAGCAGUGCUUCAAAGGCCUAUGGUUACAUUGUUAAUCUUGGAAGUGUUUGUGCUUUUAUCGUUUGGUCAAGCAUAAUUUUCUCUCAUAUCAGAUUCAGAAAGGGUUGGUUAAAGCAGGGACAUUCGUUGAAGGAAUUGCCUUAUGUUGCCCCAUUUUAUCCUUAUGGACCAAUCACUGGUCUAGCUAUUGGAAUAACUUUAACUUUUGUUCAAGGUUGGACAAGCUUUGACCCAUUCAAUGUUGGAAAUCUUAUCGAUGUCUACAUUUUACUUCCAUUAUUCCCCAUUUUUAUUGUUUUUUACAAAAUUUACUUGAAAUCAAAAUAUAUCAAAUACGAUGAUAUGAAUUUUGAAGGUGGAAGAAAAAUCAUGUUUAUUGAUGAAAAAAGGCCACUCGACAAACCAACUGGAAAAUCCAAAUGGAAAAGAAUUUGGAGAGAGAUAGUUUAAUUAAGCUUCAAAUCUUGGUUUCAAAUUUAAUUACACUAAAUUUUAAUGAAAACUUUUACUUAACGUUGCUUCUUUUUGUUGUUUUGAUGAGCAUUUCAAUUUUCCCUUUUUUAUUUUACGACUAUAUUUAACGAGGUUUAAAUCGGUUUAUUCUUUUUUAUCAACUAUCAUUUCUUACAGCAUCUUAUCUCUCAACUGGCUCUUUAACUUUAAACUUUUAUGGCAUUUUUUUUGUUCUUACUAUGUUGUUUUUAUACUAAACUCACUUUAAAAUUUUCCUUUUUUGUUCAGUCCCAAUAAUUUUUCAUCCUCACAUUUUCAAUUCUUAUUUUUAUAAAUCAUUAAACUUUCAUUGAC